Molecule: messenger RNA, 3694 nt
Organism: Phascolarctos cinereus (koala)
Lineage: Eukaryota; Metazoa; Chordata; Mammalia; Diprotodontia; Phascolarctidae
Gene: OCLN
Product: occludin
Biological process (GO): bicellular tight junction assembly
Cellular component (GO): cytoplasmic vesicle; apical plasma membrane; bicellular tight junction
Source: RefSeq, a predicted model, not a curated record
GGGAGGCGGCAGCGCCACACCUGCUCUUUCUCGCCCCCUCCCCUUCCCUUCCCUUCCUUCUUCCUUUUGCAGUAUUAGCAAGCGAAGGUCCCCGCAGCCUCGCGCGCUUCUGGAGAAGACUGGGUUGCAGGUGAGAAUUACGCUGUGGAUGAAAGGGGCUGACUGGGCUACAGCCCGGGGGAACCCCAGUUUAGGAACUGGUGCUGCGCAUGCCCGGGGGCAGGGUGAGGGGAGUAGGAGGCUGAGGCUGCAGCAAAGCCCAUUCUCCCGCCGCCUGCUCGCGUGAAGAGGAUCCAGGACGAGCCAGAGUCAGGUGCGCAGGAGGCUAGUGAGCUCGCUCUCCGGCUCGGGGACAGCUGAAGUAUUUAAAGCCACUCCCAGUUUUUCAGCGAAAACUUUUCACUUUUUCUGGGUUAUUGUGCUUUUCUUGCAACAAUAAAUCUCGUUUGGGAGCCCUCGCAGGAAGAGGAAACCCGAGCUGCGCUCUUUCGGGGCGGCAGUGCCAAGGGUCUGCUAUUCAACGGGGUGCGGUGUAGAACUUUUGAGGAACAGGGGUUGUUAGUCUUAUUUUGGAGGAGGCUAAGAAGAAUUCUUCAUUUUGAAAUUUCCUAGACCGCUGAUAUCAACAAUGUCAUCCAGACCAUUUGAGAGUCCUCCUCCAUACAGACCAGAUGAAUUCAAACCAUCUCAUUAUGCACCAAGCAAUGAUUUAUACCAUGGAGAGAUGCAUGUUCGACCAAUGCUUUCUCAGCCAGCCUACUCUUAUUAUCCAGAGGAUGAACUACUUCAUUUCUACAAGUGGACUUCCCCUCCAGGGGUGAUUAGGAUUUUGUCAGUGAUCAUUAUUGUGAUGUGUAUUGGCAUCUUUGCCUGUGUGGCUUCCACGCUUGCCUGGGACAGGGGCUAUGGAAGCACCUAUCUGGGAACUGCUCUAGGCAGCUACUACCCUUAUGGAGGAAGCUAUACCUAUGGCUAUGGAGGAGUUUAUACUGACCCAAGGGCUGCAAAAGGCUUCUUACUGGCCAUGGCGGCAUUUUGUUUUAUUGCUUCAUUGGCGAUAUUUGUGACCAGUGUUAUCAGAUCGGGAAUAUCCAGAUCAAGAACAUAUUUCUUAGUGGUGAUCAUCGUAAGCGCUAUCCUAGGCAUCAUGGUAUUCAUUGCCACCAUUGUCUACAUCAUGGGAGUCAAUCCAACAGCACAAGCUUCUGGAUCGAUAUACUCAACUCAGAUAUAUGCUCUCUGCAACCAAUAUUAUACACCUCUGGCAACUGGACUCUAUGUGGAUCAAUAUCUUUAUCACUUCUGUGUUGUAGAUCCCCAAGAGGCCAUUGCUAUUGUGCUGGGGUUUUUGGUUAUUAUAGCUUUUGCUUUAAUAAUAUUCUUUGCUGUGAGAACCCGAAAUAAGAUGGACAGAUACGACAAAUCCAACAUUCUAUGGGACAAGAAAAGUGUCUAUGAAGAGCAGCCUCCUAAUGUAGAGGAGUGGGUGAAGAAUGUGUCCAUAAAUACACAAGAAGUCCCCCCAGCUCCAUCUGACUAUGUGGAUAAAGUUGACGGUUCCAUGGUAUAUUCCUCUUAUGGCAGAAUGAAUGAAAAACGAUCAUAUCCGGACUCUUCAUACAAAUCAACACCGAUACCAGAAGUGGUUAAGGUUCUUCCAGUGACUUCACCUGUGGAUAAUUUCAGGCAACCUCGGUACAGUAGCAAUGGUAACUUAGUAUCUACAGAGAAACCUCAUGGGAAAGGAAGGACGUCAAAAAGAGCUGACCAGGACCACUAUGAAACCGACUAUACCACUGGAGGGGAAUCCUGUGAAGAACUGGAUGAAGACUGGGACAGGGAGUACCCACCGAUAACUUCAGACCAGCAGAGACAGCUUUAUAAGAAAAACUUUGACACUGGCCUACAGGAAUACAAGAGCCUACAAGCAGAAAUUGAUGAAAUCAACAAAGAGCUGUCCCACCUGGAUAAAGAACUAGAUGAUUAUCAAGAAGAAAGUGAGGAAUACAUGGCUGCUGCUGAUGAAUAUAAUCGACUAAAGGAAGUGAAAGCAUCUGCAGAUUACAAGAAUAAGAAGAGAUAUUGUAAGCAGCUGAAAAGCAAAUUGUCUCAUAUCAAAAAGAUGGUUGCAGAUUAUGAUAGACAAAAAACAUAAAGUCAGUGACCAGAAGGUUUGAGAGACUAUGAAGUAUAUCCUUGCCUUCUCUGCAAAUGACUUAACCAAUGUUAUCUGAAGACAAAAUAUCUCUGGAGUGUAAUCAAUGAGAAGAUACCUUUGUGACCUUUAUAAAGUUUUGGUAGCUAAAACUAAUUUUCAAUAGCAUCAGUGUUGAUACUUUCUAUAAUGCUUUUUGGUAACUUACCACAUUUUGACCUUAACGGUUUUAGUCUUUUAAAUUUGGGUACUAGUCUUAAGGACCAAAUGUGUGUUGAAGAUUUAAGCCUUAAUGAGUGCUUCAUAUGUCACCAGUGCUAUGACUUACACUCCAGUGUCCUUUGUCUUCUCAACUGAAUGUGUAACCUCAUUAGAAAGCUCUCUCCUCAAUAGAGUUGCUACUGUUCUAGCUCACACUUGAGGUGAACUCGGUAUAGAAACUCUGAAUAUAUUAAAAAUGCCUUAAAUAUAUUCCUGUCUACUAUGUAUGCUGCAUUCUAAACCACAGCCCCAUUGAUUUCUUCUUAAUGGCUUCAAAAUUGUUUGUAGUGGGAGUGAACUAUUUUCCUCAGCUGAUGCAAUGUAACCAAAAUUAUGCAAAAAUACCAUGUUUAUGAAAUUUUAAAAGUGUAUAUAUUUUACUUUUUUAAUCAGGGCAUUUAGACUAAUGAUGACGUAGGUUAGAAUUUCUGUCAUAUAUUUUUGAAUGACUGACUUUCACCUGUUAUGGUUUACACUCUUUUUUUUAACCAAGUAAAUAUUCUGUAUAAUAAAACAUAAAUUACUUUUGUAAUACGGUUAUAACUUGAACUAUAUCUUACUGGAACUUCCCAGCCCUUUAUGUAGUUUUAUUGAUGAAUCAACCUGGUUAAUUAACAACACCACACCCUUUUUUGAUAUUAUGUGAGUGCUGAUGCCAUGUGGAAAAACCUUACAUAUUCAAUGGUAGUAAUUCUGGCAGUAGCAGUGUGAAGAGGUCUAUUCACACUAUGUUGGUUGUUGAUUAUGCUGAUUGUUAGGUUGCUGAGUUUUUGGAUAUAGACCACAGAUUUAUGUGAAAACUGGAGAUAACAUGGCAGUUCAUGUAAUAGAGAUUUCCAGUGGUAUCAUUAAGUCUAAGUGUGUUCCAUUUGUUAAGUUAUGAGUAGUCAAAUAAAUUUAGCUUAACUAGGGCUGACUGCUGUUCAUCUUAACCAUUGUUUAGAAAUGCUUUUAUAGAGAAAAAAAAGCCUAUAGUGUGCUUUUAUAAAAUUAUCCUACGACUGUUAAAUAUUCAGCUUUAGUCUUUAGUGCAUUCAAGACACUUACCAAAUAUGACAUACUAACGAUAAUGAUGAAGUAUCAUUUCCAAAGACAUGAGUCAUUGGUUAAAGGAUGAGUGUAUCCUGUUAUAUUGGUUAUUGAAUUAAUUUCUUCAAAUUGAAGAAAUUUAUAUUUUUGUGAGUGCUAUAUACAUGAAAAAGCAUAGUCCAUUAACCUCAAAGAACAGUAUAUUCAUACCUUUAACUUUCACUAAUUAAAAGGUAUUACUGUAUUGGA